Messenger RNA from Rhodotorula graminis WP1, 1809 nucleotides. RefSeq lists its product as uncharacterized. The record is from RefSeq and is a predicted model, not a curated record. Gene Ontology annotation, biological process: maturation of SSU-rRNA. NCBI's taxonomy places the organism in Eukaryota, Fungi, Basidiomycota, Microbotryomycetes, Sporidiobolales, Sporidiobolaceae. The coding region runs from base 1 to 1809 and encodes 602 amino acids. Gene Ontology annotation, cellular component: cytoplasm. The transcript has 3 exons.
AUGCCGCCGCCUCAACCCUCGUACGUCUCGCGCUCGUCCGACAAGGCCUACGACCCUGCGACCCUCUCGGACGACGACGACGACGACACGGCUUCUAUCACGAGCCGCUCGACGUGGGCCUCGUCGGCAGCAGAAGGCGGUGAGACGACUAUUCUCGGCCUCAUCGACGGCCGCAUCUCGUCGACCAAGGAGGACGAGCUCAGCAACUGGAAGAUCAGCCGAGUCGGCGGUCAACCCUCGUUCCCGCUCUCGGUCCCGCCCUCGACCUCGGCCUCGCGCUGCCUGUCGUGCUCCCGGCCCAUGCCCCUCCUCGCCCAGGUCUACUGCCCGCUCCCGUCAUCUUCUCUCGAGCGCGUCAUCUACAUCUUCUCGUGCCCUCGCCCGACCUGUCGCCGCAAGGACGGCGCUAUCCGGGCCUGGCGCGCCAACGGCCUGUGGGCCGAGGGCGCUGCCGAGGAGGCGCGCAAGGCCGAGGAGGACGCCAAGCGGGCGCGCGACGAGGCCGACAAGGAGGACAAGCGCAGGAGGGCGCAGGCGAUCGACUUGGGCGGGCUCGUCUUCGGCGGCGCCGCGGCGGUGGGAGGGCUUGGGGCAGUAGCCGGAGCGGCGACGACGACGGGCGCUGGUGUUGCCAAUCCCUUCGGGACGACCACGACUAGUUCCCCCUCCUCGUCUGCUGCCAAUACUACUGCCGCUCGUUCCACCAACCCGUUCGCGUUGCCCGCCUCGUCGUCGUCGUCGCCCGCCGCCAGCUCGAACCCGUUCGCGCCCGCCGCGUCGGCCUCGUCGCCGUUCAACCCGUUCGCCGCGCCCGCACCUGCACCUGUACCUGCACUCGGCGCAACCCUCGCCUCGGCGGCCGCAAACCCGUUCGCGGCGGCACCCUCCUCGGCGGUCCCUCCUUCCGACACCUCCUCGGCCGCUCUCGCACUCGAGCCCGUCACCUCGACCUGGUCGUCGUCGUCGUCGUCGUCGAGUGAGGCCGACAGCCUGCCGGCCUACCCAGCGUGGUACAUCUCGACGAUGUACGAGCCCGCCGGCGCACCGGCCCCGUCCUCGUCCUCCGGCGCGCCCAAGGGCAAAGGCCGGGCGCGCGACGCCGACCUCACCGCGCUCACGAGCAGCAUGUCGCUCGGCGACGGCGACGACGGUCGGCUCGAGGGCGUCGACGAGGACGACGAGGACGACGAGCGCGCGCGACCGGGCAAGGGCGCCGGCGGGCGGACCAAGAAGGGCGCGGCGGGCGGGCAAGGGCGCAAGGACGGGAGCGGCCGGACAAAGGCGAGCGCUGCGCCGAGCGCGGGUGCGGCGGCGGGAGGCGGCGGGUGGGAGGGAGAGGGCUACGAGGUGCAGAAGGUCAAGGGCGUCGACGAGGUCUUCUUGCGCUUCCAGGAGCGGGUGCAGCGCGAGGGCAAGCAGGUCAUUCGCUACGAGUUCGCCGCCCACCCUGUCCCCUACACGGCGUCCUCGGCCGCCUACCGCCUCGCCUAUCCAUCCUCGUCUUCCCUCGCGACUGCUCCCGGCGCAGCAGGCCCCGUCGCGCCGAGCGUCGGCGCGUACACCCCGUCGCGCCUCCCUCGCUGCCGUUCCUGCGGCGGCGCGACCGCGUUCGAGGCGCAGCUCAUGCCGCACCUCGUCGGGCUCGUCAAUGCCGCUCCCGGCGCCAAGGACGGCGAGGCGCAGGACUGGGCGACGGUGUGGGUGUUGAGCUGCGUCGCCGAGUGCGAGGGAGGAGCCGAGGGCGGCGGCGAGGGCGAGAGCUGGAGGGAGGAGAGGGUUCUCGCCGAGUGGGAGGAGGAGGCGGUCUAG